AGUGGUGUGCUCCGCUUAUUUCCCUGUUUUCUUUGCCUAUUUUAUCCCAAAUUGUCUUUUCCUAAUCGGUUGUAUUUUGUGCAAUUUACGGUUUCCUAUCUGAGCCAUCCGAGGCUUUCCCCACCGCAAGUCACAAACCUUGAUGAAGCCUUGGCUGACUGGUCUUUGCUCUUUUUUUUUGCUUCUUUUCUCCCACAGGUCUGGCAAUCCAAGCUCACGGAUCUUAAUGUCGCUACUUUCCCAUGGGACCCCCCAUCGGAAGCUCCACAAGCUUCUGCCUCGGCCACUGCCCCGAACCCACCCGCAAAGGCUCAGAAUAAUGGUGCCCAGCAACCAAAUGCUGUCAAACAAGAACCAGGUGCUCAGAACCCUAACCCACAAACUGUCAAUGUUGGUGUUAGAAUCAAGCCGGAGCCGGUAGCCGAACCCCAAGGUGUCUACGCCCCGCCUGCGCAGCCCACCGGAAAUCCAACCCAUAAUCCGGCUCUCGCUGAGGCAAGAGCCCGUCAAAAUCUCGCCCAGAGGUUCGGGAACAACCCCCAAUUGCCCAGACCUGCCGGUGGCCUAGUUCUUCCCGCUCUCAUUACCAAUCCUCAGCAGAGACAACAGAAUGGCAUUCCUCAACACGAUGGUGGCGGUGAAGAAGCUAUUCCGAUCGAAGGAUAUGGCAACAUUAGUAGAUCGGAAGCGGACAAAAUAUUACUUUGUCGCAUCAGUGAUGCCGAACGUGAGAGUGACAGGGCUACUGAUGAACUCGUCAAGGCUUUGAGGGACCUCGGACACUCCCCUAAGUCUCCAAAAUCUAGGAGACGCCAAAAGGCCCAAGAUGCCUACGAGGAAGCACUUGAUCCUUCGAAUCAUUACCCUCACGCUGCCCCUGUUCCUACAGUUCCCGGCGCUGCUGGUACCCCAGGCUCUUGGUCAGCGUCUAUGAAGCAGGUGGAUGGGGAGUCUGGUGACGAGGAGGUUGUCGACGAAGACGCCAUCAAUUCCGACCUCGACGAUCCCGAGGAUGACGAGAUUGAUGGCGAGGACGAUGACGAAGUGCCGCAGAUUAUGUUGUGCAUGUACGAUAAAGUCCAGCGUACCAAGAACAAGUGGAAGUGUGUUCUCAAGGAUGGUGUCUUGACUAUCAACCAGACCGAGUUUGUCCCUCCUUCACCAGCACAUGUACGGAGAUAGUCAAGAUGCUAACUUGACUAGAUACGUCUUUCAUAAAGCCACCGGCGAAUAUGAGUGGUAAAUGGUGGUUCGGCAUGCACGGUCCCGGCGAACUUCGAAAUAACCCUCUCCAAUUCAAUUCAAAAGUUUUACCCGAUCUGGUGGAUUCCGCAAUGUUACACUCAAACAGUUCUCGGAAAGGCGAGAUAUCAACUGUUUUUUUUUUCCAAAAAAACACUACUGAUCAUUAAGUUGAACCAAAUCCAGUAGUUUAUCUUUUUUUUUUUCCCCUUGCUCAUCUUUCCUUUGCUCUUUUGUUGCGUUCUCAUGGUGCACAUGUAUUUCCUUUUUUUCCCUCCACUCAUUUCUUUUCAUAUCAUUUCAUGGGUCCUGUCUAUUCAUACUUUUGUGGUCAUUAUUCCACCCUGUUUGUUCAAAACCAUGGAUGUAAAAUUCCCUUUAUCCCGUUUACACCUCUCCUAUUUCUUAGCAUGGCUCUUUUAUUUGCUUGUCCUUACGGAUCCAGAAGUGCGCUGCGGUGCACAGCGGUGCCGAUACGGAGAGGCCAUCCAGUAUGUGGCACACGUGAUGCGAUUCAAGUAGAAACGGCAGAUGCUUUCCUAUUUUACAAUGGGUGUUAAUUUGCUGGGGGCUUGGGUAAUUUGAUUCCUUUCUGUUUUCCUGUCUGUGUCUGGUUGGUGUACGUUAUUUCAUGUUGCUGGUUUACUUGCACGCUUGUCUGGGGAAUGGGAUGGGUGGGUGGCGGGGCAGGGCAAGGCAAGGGGGACAUGGAAUGGAACGGAUGGGUGGG
This is a messenger RNA of Tuber aestivum (summer truffle), 1972 nucleotides long. The record is from the annotation of a GenBank genome assembly. Lineage: Eukaryota; Fungi; Ascomycota; Pezizomycetes; Pezizales; Tuberaceae.